AAAACGAAAGGAGAAGAAUUUCAUAAUAAUUGAAUUAUUCGUAAUAAUUUUUAUUAUUUUUUAAAGCACUGGAUUCCCCCACUCUUCUGCCAUUUUCAAUCUCCGAUCUUUAUCCCCCACACGUUUUUUCACUCCCAUAUUCCCCUACAACCACAUGUCUCUCCUCUCUCACAUGUAGAUUUUUUGUCAGAGCUACAUUCCCCUAAUCGUUUUGUCUUUCUGGGUUCUGGGCAGGCGGACCCUUUUGUGUCAGAAGAAAAUCUCCAUCACCAACGCUGGUUUGUCCUUGGAUCGAUCUCUAAAAAGGCAAUCCGACAGCCCCAUUAAUAUUGCUUGCAAGUUUAACAUAUCUGCAUCCAUACCCAAAAAUCCAAAAACCCUAAUCUUCGAAGAAACAUCUUCUUCCCUUGGCAACCAUGAAUCCAAAGCGCUUCUCUUCGAGUACCUGGCCUAGUACUACAGUAAAAUCUAGGUUCACCUGUGGUUUCCUUCGAGCCUUGUGGAGAAUCAACAGGCAAAGAAGAACUACUUCUGCAUCUUCAAGGGAGAUCCGUCGUCGAUAUCUCCGAGUUAAGGUUGCUGCCGAUGUAUCCAUGGCUUCUGCUGUGGGGUCACGGAGAGCUUGGAGUCGUGCUAUAUUGCUUCGAAAGAUUCGAAACCAAGGACAAAACGGCACUGUUCGGGUUAGAAGAAUGAGCAAUAUUCUCGGCAUGAUGAGGAAAAGAAAUAUACGUGGUAAUUACAAGUGUACGGAGGAGGUGGGAACUUGCCAAGCCGAGCAGCUACGAAAACUAGUGCCUGGUGGUGAAGAAAUGGAUAUGUGCAACUUGUUAGGGGAGACUGCUCAUUAUAUAGAGUGCCUCACCACCCAGAUGCUUCAGAAAUUCGUAUGCAAUGAACAAUAAUUAAUGCAGCAGGAUGAGGUUCGAAGCUAGCUAGCUGACGGAUUUUGUCACUAGCAAUACUACCUGGAUAUGAUAUAGCUAAUUAAAAUGGGAUGAUUCUCUCAAUAUAUAUAAAAAAUAUGCCUUUUUAUU
Messenger RNA from Juglans microcarpa x Juglans regia, 1037 nucleotides. Its product is annotated as transcription factor IBH1-like. The transcript has 2 exons. Lineage: Eukaryota; Viridiplantae; Streptophyta; Magnoliopsida; Fagales; Juglandaceae. Gene Ontology annotation, biological process: regulation of DNA-templated transcription. The record is from RefSeq and is a predicted model, not a curated record. The coding region runs from base 417 to 905 and encodes 162 amino acids.